Messenger RNA from Penaeus vannamei (Pacific white shrimp), 614 nucleotides. The record is from RefSeq and is a predicted model, not a curated record. Lineage: Eukaryota; Metazoa; Arthropoda; Malacostraca; Decapoda; Penaeidae.
GUAGAUUGGAGAGGCAGCGUGACAGUAUGAGUGAGUAUAAUGUAGGGUGCGACCGGUGGAGGGUAGGCGACCACCACCGCGACGACACCCCCCUUGGGCCGCCCUCAGUAACGCGCCUUUUGCAGCUUGCAGAAGCAAGUGUCGAUCAUGAGCCUGAACCUGAACGCCAAGAUCGAUGAGAUCCAGUGUCACCAGCACGCCGACACCAGCGCCGCCCUCCUCGCCAUCAGGUCGCAGCUGCAGGACCUGACGAAGAGCGUGGAGAGCUGCCAGAGCGAGGUGGUCGAGGUGAAGCGGGACAUGGUGGCCAUCAAGCACGAGAUCGACACCCUCCAAGCCGCCAAGGAGGAGAUCGAGGAGCUGCGAGACGCCGUCGACCGCCUCGAGGAACAGACCCGACGCAGGAAGAUACGCCUCCUGGAGCAGGUACCAGUCAGACCCCGUCUCCCCGUGCACCCCCACCCACCCUUUCCGUUCGAGUGCAUCAGGCCCGCAGAGCCACGCACGCGUCCCCAGCACAGGACGUGAGGGCGCCCUUAGGUCUCGCUGGACUGGCGAUCCGCCUCUCCCGGGCUGGCGGGGGCGAGGGAAAGAUCGGCUCCUCCGGCCGCUUG